AUGGCGCUGUGCAUACUGGCGCUCCUAGCGGCCUCCACCUUCUCCUUGCACUGCAGCGCCAAAUUUCUUUACGACCCUCCUCCGGGCUUCACGGCGCCUCCCGAUACCGUGCCGCUCCUUCCCCCUCCCGGGCCCAAGCUGCCCGACCCAGACGUCGGUACCAUCUCGAGCCUCGCUGACGUGUGCAAGGUCUGCACUUCGAAACCGUACACGCAAGACUGCAUGGGCGACUUCACCGCGCGCUGCCUCAAAGCGCAGAAGAUAUACCGCGAGAAAAUCCUCGGCAUUCCCGAUAACAUCUGCCAUUGCUACCAGGCUAUAGGCACCGAACUUCUCGAUUCGUGCCCUGGGGCCGUGAAGCAGCUCGCAUGGCUCGGCAAUUGCGAUAACUUCUGCUACUAUGGCGUGCGCUGCCCGAUCAUUUUCGCGCUCUACAGUCUCGCGUCGCCCAAGUACGCUCGCCUCGCGCACGACAACAACCCCAACGCGCCGCAGCCGGCGGCACGCGGGUCCGCGCUCGUCGUCCUCAAAUUCCGCAUCGACCAGGCAGUCGGGCACGAUAUCUGCUACCGGUUCUACCCGUCGGACGACUUGCCGGCCGUCCAAUCCGUCGUGCUCUACCACGCGACGAUCGCGCAGACCGGAACGGCUUUGGUGAAGCUAAUGGCUUCUGGAAGCAGCCCUGCUAAGGCGUGCAUUUCCGUGCAGCACACUUUAAUCAAGGCUCUCAACGACAACUCGACGUCGUUCUACGUGCAAGUUAACACCGCCGGCGGCGUCGUUCGCGGGCAGCUGGUCGCGACGCCACGGCUCAUGACCGCCGCCACGUCAACCGACGCCGGCGCGCGCUGCGGCGGAAAGCUCUGCAUGGCCGUCGCUGACAUGGCGUUUUCGCUCUAUUCCGCUAAGUACCAGCUUAACUUCUCUCGUGCCGUCGGCCCUCGCAUCGCCGCGAACCUCGUCGCUGGUAGUAAGGGUCAGAAGGGAGGAGAUUACCUCGUCAGCUUCUACGGGCCCGGAAAAGCCGCAGUCAGCGACAUGAACUCCGUGACUCCUGAUCCCAAUGCCAUUCUCGAUGUCCUCACAGACCCUCCCGCGCAUUACCUGAAUGUCUCCACCAACGGUCAGCCGUCGGGAGCGCUUCGCGGCCAGCUGUCGGAUUCGCUGACGGUUUUCGCCGUGCUGUAUGGUUACCAGGUGCAGCCGCCGUCGGGGAUUUCGGGAACGGGGGUUUUCCUCGCACAGAUCGGCGGAGGAGGCAUCUGCUACGAGUUUCAGUUCCUUAACGUGCCGGUGCAGCCGACGUACGCUUAUCUCCAUCGCGCCACGUACUCGUCGCGCGGCCCAAUCGUGCUGUCUACGACCCUCGAGAUUAGCAACAAGAUGAAGUGCUUGCAGGCCGAUACGGAGCAGACGGGCUCGAUCAUUACAAACGCGGGAGAGUACUACGUGCAGGUGUACACGGAAAAGUUCAACAAGGGGCUGCUUCGCGGACAGCUGUACGUCGCUCCCGCUCAGGUUCUGCAAUAA
Molecule: messenger RNA, 1530 nt
Organism: Closterium sp. Yama58-4
Lineage: Eukaryota; Viridiplantae; Streptophyta; Zygnematophyceae; Desmidiales; Closteriaceae
Source: the annotation of a GenBank genome assembly